AUGAUACCGGCUUUGCCUUAUCAAAACUACUUCUUUUGGGGACUGACGAUGUCCUUUUGGAUGUUGUGUACAGCCUCUGCCAACAAAUGUGCUGUUAGACAUGAAGUAGCUGAUUGCAGUCAUAUGAAAUUGACUCAAGUACCAGAUGACCUCCCAGCAAACAUAACAGUGUUGAACCUUACCCAUAAUCAACUCAGGAGAUUACCACCUGACAAUUUUACAAGAUACAGCCAACUUAUUAUCUUGGAUGGAGGAUUUAACACCAUUUCAAAACUGGAGCCAGGACUCUGCCAAAAACUUCCUUUGUUGAAAGUAUUGAACCUCCAACACAAUGAGCUAUCUCAACUUUCUGACAAAACGUUUAUCUUCUGCAUAAAUUUGACUGAACUUCAUUUAAUGUCCAACUCAAUCCAGAAAAUUCAAGAUAAUCCCUUAAAAAAUUUAAAGAACUUAGUCAAGUUAGAUCUAGCUCAUAAUGGUUUAUCAUCUACAAAAUUAGGAACUGAGCUCCAAUUGGAAAACCUUCAAGAGCUUUUAUUGUCAAAUAAUAAAAUUAAUUCAUUGAGACAUGAAGAACUUGAUUUCCUUGGCAAUUCUUCUUUAAAAAAACUAGAUUUGUCAUCAAAUCAAAUUAAUGAGGUCUCUCCAGGGUGUUUUCACACAAUUGGAAAAUUAUUUGGCCUCUUUCUGAACAACAUCCGACUUGGCUCCAGUCUUACAGAGAAGAUUUGUUUGGAAUUAUCAAACACAAGCAUUCAGAAUCUAUCUCUAAGUAACGUCCAGCUCUUCAGAACAAGCAAUAUGACUUUUUCUGGACUGAAGCAGACAAAUCUCACCAUGCUUGAUCUUUCCCAUAACAGUUUAAAUAUGAUUGCUAAUGAUUCCUUUGCUUGGCUUCCAAACUUGAAAUAUUUCAACCUGGAGUAUAAUAAUAUAGAGCAUUUGUAUUCUCGCUCCUUUUAUGGGCUGUUCAAUGUGAGACACCUGAAUUUGAAACGAUCCUUUACUAAACAAAGUACUUCCUUUGCUUCACUUUCCAAAAUUGAUGAUUUUUCCUUUCAGUGGCUAAAAUCUUUGGAGUACCUUAACAUGGAAGAUAACAAUUUUCCAGGAAUAAAAAGCAAUAUGUUCACAGGACUGAUAAGUCUGAAAUACUUAAGGCUGUCCAACUCCUUUACAAGUUUGCGGACUUUAACAAAUGAAACAUUUACAUCACUGGCUCAUUCUCCUUUGCUCUUACUCAAUCUCACCAGAAAUAAAAUCUCAAGAAUAGACAGUGGCGCUUUUUCUUGGUUGGGCCACCUAGAAGUACUUGACCUUGGCAUUAACGAAAUUGGGCAAGAACUCACUGGCCAGGAAUGGAGAGGUCUAACAAAUAUUGUUGAAAUCUACCUUUCCUUUAACAAAUACCUACAACUGACUAGCAAUUCCUUUGCCUUAGUUCCAAGCCUUCAACAACUGAUGCUUCGAAGGGUGGCCUGUAAAAAUGUGGAUAUCUCCCCUUCACCUUUUCGCCCUCUUCGUAACUUGACCAUUUUGGAUCUCAGUAACAACAAUAUAGCCAACAUAAACGAUGAAAUGUUGGAGGGACUUGACAAACUAGAAAUUCUGGAUUUGCAGCACAACAACUUGGCAAGGCUCUGGAAACAUGCAAACCCUGGUGGUCCUGUUUAUUUCUUAAAGGGUCUUUCUCAACUCCACAUAAUUAACUUAGAAUCUAAUGGCUUUGAUGAGAUCCCAGAGGAUGUCUUCAAGGACUUACAUAAAUUAAAGAGCAUUGAUUUAGGAUUGAAUAAUUUAAACAUACUUUCACCAUCUGUCUUUGAUAAUCAGAUCUCUCUGAGGUCAUUGAAUCUUCAGAAAAAUCUUAUAACAUCAGUUGAGAAGGAUGUUUUUGGAGCACCUUUCAAGAACCUGACUAAUUUAGACAUGGGCUUUAAUCCAUUUGAUUGUACAUGUGAAAGUAUUGCCUGGUUUGUUAACUGGAUUAAUAGGACCCACACCAACAUCUCUGGGCUACCAGAUCAUUAUCUCUGCAACACUCCACCUCAAUAUCAUGGUUUCCCAGUGACACUUUUUGAUAUAUCACCCUGCAAAGACAGUGCCCCUUUUGAGCUCCUGUUCAUGAUAAAUACAAGUUUCCUAUUGAUUUUCAUCUUCAUUGUACUGCUCAUCCAUUUUGAGGGAUGGAGGAUAUCUUUUUACUGGAACGUUUCAGUACACCGAAUUCUUGGCUUCAAAGAGAUAGACAGACAGGCAGAGAAGUAUGAAUAUGCAGCAUAUGUAAUUCAUGCCCAAAAAGAUAAGGAUUGGGUUUGGCAAUACUUCUCUCCAAUGGAAGAAAAAGACCAGGCUCUCAAAUUUUGUCUAGAAGAAAGGGAUUUUGAGGCAGGUGCCCUUGAACUUGAAGCAAUUGUCAAUAGCAUCAAAACAAGCAGAAAAAUCAUUUUUGUUAUAACACAGCAUCUAUUAAAAGAUCCAUUAUGCAAAAGAUUCAAAGUGCAGCAUGCAGUUCAGCAAGCUAUUGAACAAAAUCUCAAUUCUAUUAUAUUGAUCUUUCUUGAGGAGAUCCCAGAUUAUAAAUUAAACCAUGCACUUUGUUUACGAAGAGGAAUGUUUAAAUCUCGCUGCAUCUUGAACUGGCCAGUUCAGAAAGAACGGAUAAGUGCAUUUCAUCACAAAUUGCUAGUAGCACUUGGAUCCAGAAAUUCAGUACAUUAACUUUAUUUAAAGAUU
This is a messenger RNA of Orycteropus afer afer, 2736 nucleotides long. It is a transcript of the gene TLR3, whose product is annotated as toll like receptor 3. NCBI's taxonomy places the organism in Eukaryota, Metazoa, Chordata, Mammalia, Tubulidentata, Orycteropodidae. The record is from RefSeq and is a predicted model, not a curated record. Gene Ontology annotation, biological process: inflammatory response; immune response; toll-like receptor signaling pathway. Gene Ontology annotation, cellular component: membrane. Gene Ontology annotation, molecular function: transmembrane signaling receptor activity; protein binding.